AUGACUCUUCGUGUCGAAUAUCCCGCUCAUUCUAGAAAUCCCGAUUCAAAUCCUGUCGGCGGUCUUGGUUUUAAGGCAAAACCAAUCAAAAUUGAUACGAACGUCAAGAAGGUCGAACUAUCUUACAGCGUCUAUUUCCCAAAGCAAUUUAACUUUGUCAAAGGAGGUAAGCUUCCUGGUCUUUAUGGUGGUCAUGGUGACUGUACAGGAGGUGAAGAUGAUAAAACCUGUUUUACUACAAGAUUGAUGUGGAGAAAGAAGGGUGAAGGAGAGAUUUAUGCUUAUUUGCCUUACUCUAGUGAACCCGCAUCUAUUUGUGGAAGCGACCUGAAUGUGUGCAACCCUGAAUAUGGUUACAGCUUAGGGAGAGGAAGUUUUCGAUUCAAGGCAGGAAAAUGGACCCAUUUACGACAAGUGUUGACAAUGAAUACUCCUGGAAAACAAGAUGGUCAACUUGUCCUUUACGCCAAUGGUAAGAAAGUAUAUACCCAAGAAAAGAUGAUCUUUCGUAGAGAACCCGCUGGUCGGGUUGUUGGAAUCAUGUUUCACACAUUCUUUGGUGGCUCGGAUGACUCUUGGGAGACCCCAAGGAAACAAUACAGUUAUUAUAAAGACUUUGCACUCAAGACUACUUACUAA
This is a messenger RNA of Rhizopus microsporus ATCC 52813, 639 nucleotides long. Its product is annotated as polysaccharide lyase family 14 protein. The record is from RefSeq and is a predicted model, not a curated record. Bases 1 to 639 code for a protein of 212 amino acids. NCBI's taxonomy places the organism in Eukaryota, Fungi, Mucoromycota, Mucoromycetes, Mucorales, Rhizopodaceae. The transcript is spliced from 4 exons.